This is a messenger RNA of Phodopus roborovskii (desert hamster), 1667 nucleotides long. RefSeq names its product SPG21 abhydrolase domain containing, maspardin (gene Spg21). Gene Ontology annotation, molecular function: CD4 receptor binding. The record is from RefSeq and is a predicted model, not a curated record. Gene Ontology annotation, cellular component: trans-Golgi network transport vesicle; cytosol. The transcript is spliced from 9 exons. The coding region runs from base 246 to 1172 and encodes 308 amino acids. Lineage: Eukaryota; Metazoa; Chordata; Mammalia; Rodentia; Cricetidae.
GGAAGCGGGAGGCGCGCCCAGGGAGCUACGGGAUUCGGAACUGGGAGGCGGCGGCCUCUGGCUGCUCAGUCGCGCGCCCCCUUUACCUGCUGCGCCCGCGGAGCCUCUGCUCUGCAGCCGCCCAGCCCACCCGCUCCCCGCCGCUUGCCUCCGCAGCGCCCGAACCGGGGCAAAGAGCCGUUUGGGCUGGAGAGAAAGGGACGCGGGGGUGGCCACGGCAGGGUUCACCUCCAAUUCUGCUCAUCAUGGGAGAGAUCAAAGUCUCUCCAGAUUAUAAUUGGUUUAGAAGUACAGUUCCCCUUAAAAAGAUAAUUGUAGAUGAUGAUGACAGUAAGAUCUGGUCGCUCUAUGACGCUGGCCCCAGAAGCAUCAGGUGCCCGCUCAUCUUCCUCCCUCCUGUCAGUGGAACUGCAGAUGUGUUUUUCCAGCAGAUCUUGGCUCUCACUGGAUGGGGUUACCGAGUUAUAGCUUUGCAGUAUCCAGUUUAUUGGGACCAUCUUGAAUUCUGUGAUGGAUUCAGAAAACUUUUAGACCACUUACAGUUGGAUAAAGUCCAUUUGUUUGGAGCAUCUUUGGGAGGAUUUUUGGCUCAAAAAUUUGCUGAAUACACUCACAAGUCUCCAAGAGUCCACUCCCUCAUCCUCUGCAAUGCCUUCAGUGACACAUCCAUCUUCAACCAAACGUGGACUGCAAACAGCUUUUGGCUGAUGCCAGCAUUUAUGCUCAAGAAAAUAGUUCUUGGGAACUUUUCCUCUGGCCCAGUGGACCCAAUGAUGGCAGAUGCCAUUGACUUCAUGGUGGAUAGGCUGGAGAGUUUGGGUCAAAGUGAACUGGCUUCAAGACUAACUCUCAAUUGCCAGAAUUCAUAUGUGGAACCUCAUAAAAUUCGGGACAUCCCUGUAACCAUCAUGGAUGUGUUUGACCAGAGUGCACUGUCAACGGAAGCCAAGGAAGAAAUGUACAAACUGUACCCUAAUGCCCGGAGAGCUCACCUUAAGACAGGAGGCAAUUUCCCCUAUCUGUGCAGGAGUGCAGAGGUCAAUCUUUAUGUGCAGAUACAUUUGCUGCAGUUCCAUGGAACCAAAUACGCCGCCAUUGACCCGUCAGUGGUCAGUGCAGAGGAGCUAGAGGUGCAGAAAGGCCGCCUCGGCCUCAGCCAGGAGGAGCCGUAGACGGAGCUCUCCACACGCCCAGCAGCGUGGUCUUCUACAAUCAGUUCAGGUGCACAGUCACACUGGUCCUCACUGUUUCAGAAGUGGGACUGAUGGUCAAGACAUGCAUCAGCUCUUGUAGGCCAGUGUGGCUGUCCCCUCUCCAGGACUGUUUGUUUGGGUUUUUUUAAACUUUUGAAUUUGAAGAACUUUUAAAGACUCCAACUUUAAGAAUUAGAAUUGUGGAAAUUUUGCUACCAAGAGCCUUCUCCCCCCACUCCCGUUGUGUUCCUUUGGAAGGCUUGGGAUCACAUGGCGUUUUCUUUUUCCUGUCUUCUUCCUACGUUCCUCACUGUAAAUGCUGCACCCCCAGACUGGAAGAGGAACCCACUUAUUUUCAUACCACUCCCCUGCAAAUCUGCUGCUUCAGUUUCCAGUUGAGCACACCAUUUUGAGUAUUAGAUGUUGUAUUUCUGGACAUUACAGUCAUUUGGAAUAAAAACUGGAUCUCAGUGA